Messenger RNA from Cimex lectularius (bed bug), 2668 nucleotides. It is a transcript of the gene Zw, whose product is annotated as glucose-6-phosphate 1-dehydrogenase. Gene Ontology annotation, cellular component: cytosol. The transcript is spliced from 10 exons. Gene Ontology annotation, biological process: glucose metabolic process; pentose-phosphate shunt, oxidative branch. The coding region runs from base 466 to 2019 and encodes 517 amino acids. The record is from RefSeq and is a predicted model, not a curated record. Lineage: Eukaryota; Metazoa; Arthropoda; Insecta; Hemiptera; Cimicidae. Gene Ontology annotation, molecular function: NADP binding; glucose-6-phosphate dehydrogenase activity.
UUAUUGCAAGGAUAAAGUUGUGAAACGAAGAACGUGGCGUGGGGAGUUCGUCUCUACUCUCGACUGAUAGCCGGUCAUCAAAAAAAUUUCGUGUUUCAUAUAUUUACUUGUUAGUCGAGACACCCACCGCCGGGGGAAAAAUUCUUUAAAAAAAAAGUUUUAAUCAGCAGGUUUCCAGAUCACGCGUUGUCGGGAUCCGAUAACGCGAUUGUUCUCCUCCUCUUAUAUAUCCAACUGGAUGGGACGAUUAAACAGUUAGGCUAGACAGCACGUGAUGAAUAAGAUUAACAUGGAGGGAGGCCGAUACUGACACAAAUCUAUAGAAACAAGGACGUUCGCGAUCGCUGAGUUAUAGGACAAGGUCUCGAACCACUUUCGCUCCCUUACUCCCUUCACUUUCUAACUUCAGAUUUGGGAUUUGUUCUGUUACUGGAUUAGGACGAGCUCCUAUAUUUUUACCUCAGCAUGGCUAACUCUAAUUAUUCGGAAACCCUUAACUUAAUGAGGAAAUCGCUAAGGUCACCAAACAUGAAGCAAGAAGGGACCAAGUUUGAAGGAAAUGUGCACCACACUUUUAUUAUUCUCGGUGCAUCAGGAGAUCUUGCAAAAAAGAAGACUUACCCUACGAUUUGGUGGUUGUAUCGAGAUGGACUUUUACCAAGUAACAUAGUAUUUUUUGGCUACGCUAGAUCAGAUAUAUCAAUCGCUGAAUUAAAAGAACGUUGCAAGAGUUACAUGAAAGUUAACCCUAAUGAGGAGAGCCUUUACGAACAAUUCUGGAAUCUCAACUAUUACAUUAAAGGUUCUUACACUUCGAGAUCUGAUUUUGAGCAUUUGAAUCAAGAAAUAAACAUACUCGAGCCAUCAGCCAGUGCUAACAGGCUUUUUUAUUUAGCGUUGCCUCCCUCUGUUUUUGAAAGUGUUACAGUCAAUUUGCGUAACACUUGUAUGUCUGCAAAGGGCUGGACUAGAGUCAUUGUUGAAAAGCCAUUUGGGAAAGAUGCAGAUAGUUCUGCGAAAUUGUCCGAUCAUUUAGCCUCGUUAUUCAAAGAAGAGCAAAUCUAUAGAAUAGACCAUUAUUUGGGAAAAGAAAUGGUUCAGAAUUUGAUGAUAUUAAGAUUUGGAAAUGGGAUUUUUAGCCCAACCUGGAACCGUCUUCACAUAGCUUCGGUUCAGAUUAUAUUUAAAGAACCAUUUGGUACUCAAGGAAGAGGAGGCUAUUUUGAUGAGUUCGGAAUCAUAAGAGAUGUUAUGCAAAACCAUCUCCUUCAAAUCUUAAGUUUAGUUGCUAUGGAAAAACCUGCAACUAUCCACCCUGAUGACAUUCGAAAUGAAAAAGUAAAAGUUCUGCAAUCUAUAAAACCAUUGAGUUUAGAGGAUGUAGUAUUGGGCCAAUAUGUCGGAGACCCAAAUGGUACUGGAGAAGCAUGCGAAGGAUAUCUUGACGAUCCCACCGUGCCCAAAAAUUCAAGGACUCCAACAUUCUGUACCGCUGUACUUAAAAUUAACAAUGAACGUUGGGAAGGUGUACCUUUCAUAUUAAGGUGUGGGAAAGCAUUGAACGAAAGAAAAGCAGAAAUUAGAAUCCAGUACCAUGACGUACCUGGUGAUAUUUUUGACAAUAAAUGUAAACGAAAUGAAUUGGUCAUAAGAGUACAGCCAGGUGAAGCCGUAUACAUCAAAAUGAUGACAAAAACACCUGGAAUGACAUUCAGCAUGGAAGAAUCAGAAUUAGACCUAACAUACGGUAGCAGAUAUAAGGAUGUCAAAUUGCCAGAUGCAUACGAAAGGCUUAUUCUCGACGUCUUCUGUGGAUCGCAGAUGCAUUUUGUAAGAUCUGAUGAAUUAGCAGAAGCGUGGAGAAUUUUUACGCCUCUUUUGCAUACUAUAGAAAAUGAAAAUGUCCAGCCAGUCCCAUACACCUUUGGAUCCAGAGGUCCUGUUGAAGGAGAUGAAAUGACUAAAAAGUCAAAUUAUAAAUACUACGGUUCAUAUAAGUGGGUAGAACCGAACAAAUAAGUUUAAUAAUAUCAUCAUUGCAUAAACCACAAGUGCCUUAUGGUCGGUUUUAUUCACCCAGAGUUAUUUAAUUUUUUCACUGCUAUUACUCCUUAAAAUAUAGAGUAAAUAUACUUAAUAAAAUAAGUAGAACUUUCCAAGGAAUGUACAUUUAGUAUUAUGCAUUUAGUAUUAUAAUAUAAAAAAAUCAUCAGAAAAAUAUACUACAUACAAGUGGAAGGUAGUCAAAUUAAAUUUGAAUAUACAGUAGAAAUUAAGAAUGCAAUUUAAAAAUCUGUAUGCAGAUCUGAAUCCCUAUGUUCCUUGUUCUUAAAAAGAAAAUAAUAAAUAAAAAAAUAAAAUAAAAGAGUAUUAAAAAUAGUAUUUAUAAUACUUUAAAAGGUAAACUACAAAGUACACAAAUGAGCAAACCAUUAAAGAAAAUUUUUGUUGUUUUACAUACUUGUUUUUAGAUUAUUUAUUUUGUCUUUAUUAAUUACAUUUAAAUAAAAAAGUAUUCAGUUUGAUUUAUUAUAAUUCAUUUUGUACUUUACAAAUGCAUAGUGAUAAAUAUUUUUAUUUAGUGUACAAGUAAUUGUAUUAAGUUAUUUAAUGGAAUUUAUAUACGGAAUCAACAACUAAAUGGAUAUUAUUUAGGCUGUGAAAAUUU